Microtus ochrogaster (prairie vole) is the source of this 4442-nucleotide messenger RNA. RefSeq names its product membrane associated guanylate kinase, WW and PDZ domain containing 2 (gene Magi2). Lineage: Eukaryota; Metazoa; Chordata; Mammalia; Rodentia; Cricetidae. The transcript is spliced from 24 exons. Gene Ontology annotation, molecular function: SMAD binding; signaling receptor complex adaptor activity; beta-1 adrenergic receptor binding. The record is from RefSeq and is a predicted model, not a curated record. The coding region runs from base 460 to 4368 and encodes 1302 amino acids. Gene Ontology annotation, cellular component: cytoplasm; cell-cell junction; dendrite. Gene Ontology annotation, biological process: receptor clustering; signal transduction.
UAUCGGCUAACAACACCGAGGCCGGCGGGCGAGCGCGCGCGCGCUCCCACUCGCAGCACGCAGGAGUGGCCCCCGGCAUCCCUACCCUGCUCCCCACCCCCACGCCACCCGCUCACCAGCUCGGCCACAGGCUCGCGCUGGCUCGGCCGCUCGCCGCCACCUCCGCUAACGCCGCCAACGCCACCACAGCUUCCUCCGCUGCGGGGCCACAGCCUUGAGUGUCAUUCAAGGGACAGCACAACCUCACCCAGGCUCUCCUACCUCUGUCCCUCUCAUCCACCCUCCCCCUUCCUCCGCCACACUCCAUCCAAAGAAGAGGGAAAGCGCGGAGCAGAGGGGGAGAAAGGCAAAGUCUGCCACCCUCAUCCCUUGGCCCCCUGGCUCCUCCAUCCCGAUUUUGACUCCCGAACCCUCUUCCCCUCAGGACCCUCAGGAACUGAGGCUACUCACCCUACUGCCAUGUCCAAAAGCUUGAAAAAGAAAAGCCACUGGACUAGCAAAGUCCACGAGAGUGUCAUUGGCAGGAACCCGGAGGGCCAGCUGGGCUUUGAACUGAAGGGGGGCGCUGAAAACGGACAGUUCCCCUACCUGGGGGAGGUGAAGCCAGGCAAGGUGGCCUAUGAAAGCGGCAGCAAGUUGGUAUCCGAGGAGCUGCUCCUGGAGGUGAACGAGACCCCCGUGGCGGGGCUCACCAUCAGGGACGUUCUAGCCGUGAUCAAACACUGCAAGGACCCACUCCGGCUCAAGUGCGUCAAGCAAGGAGGAAUUGUUGAUAAGGAUCUUCGUCACUACCUCAACUUAAGAUUUCAGAAGGGUUCUGUUGACCACGAACUUCAGCAAAUCAUCCGUGACAACCUCUACCUCCGCACAGUGCCAUGCACCACAAGGCCACAUAAGGAGGGGGAGGUCCCUGGAGUGGAUUACAUUUUCAUCACCGUCGAGGAUUUUAUGGAGCUGGAGAAAAGCGGUGCUCUCCUCGAAAGUGGGACCUAUGAAGAUAACUACUACGGCACCCCGAAGCCUCCAGCUGAACCGGCACCAUUAGUAUUAAAUGUGACAGACCAGAUACUUCCAGGAGCUACUCCGAGUGCCGAAGGGAAACGGAAGAGAAAUAAAUCAGUGAGCAACAUGGAGAAAGCAAGUAUCGAACCUCCAGAGGAGGAGGAGGAAGAAAGUCCUGUGGUCAAUGGGAACGGCGUAGUGAUAACACCAGAAUCCAGUGACCAUGAGGACAAAAGUGCAGGUGCCUCAGGGGAGACGCCCUCCCAGCCUUACCCUGCACCCGUAUACAGUCAGCCUGAGGAGCUGAAGGACCAGGUGGAUGACACGAAGUCGGUGAAGACCGAGGAGAACGAGGACUUGGACCCCUUGCCUGAUAACUGGGAAAUGGCCUACACGGAGAAAGGCGAAGUCUACUUCAUUGACCAUAACACAAAGACAACGUCAUGGCUGGAUCCACGGCUUGCGAAAAAGGCUAAACCUCCAGAAGAGUGCAAAGAAAAUGAGCUUCCGUAUGGCUGGGAAAAAAUCGAUGAUCCCAUAUAUGGAACUUACUAUGUUGACCACAUAAAUAGAAGAACCCAGUUUGAAAACCCCGUCCUGGAAGCAAAAAGGAAGCUACAGCAACAUAACAUGCCCCACCCAGAACUUGGAACAAAGCCCCUGCAGGCCCCAGGUUUCCGAGUAGGCCUCUCACCAGCGACAUUACCUAGGCCCAAAUCCAUCUUCCCCCGCACUGGCCCGGAGAGGUCCCGCAGUGUGAAUGACUUGUCUUACUAUCUGCUGGACCGCAGAGGGACGCCCUGGCCACUCGAAAAGCCACUCUUCACCCGGGAUGCGUCCCAACUGAAGGGGACAUUCCUCAGCACCACCCUCAAGAAGAGCAACAUGGGCUUUGGAUUCACUAUCAUUGGUGGCGAUGAGCCGGACGAGUUCCUCCAGGUGAAAAGCGUGAUCCCAGAUGGGCCCGCGGCGCAAGAUGGGAAAAUGGAGACAGGUGAUGUCAUUGUCUAUAUUAAUGAAGUUUGCGUCCUGGGGCACACUCAUGCAGACGUCGUCAAACUUUUCCAGUCUGUUCCUAUUGGUCAGAGUGUCAACUUGGUGUUGUGUCGUGGCUACCCUUUGCCCUUUGACCCCGAAGAUCCUGCCAACAGCAUGGUGCCACCCCUCGCAAUAAUGGAGAGGCCGCCGCCACUGAUGGCCAAUGGAAGACAUAACUAUGAGACGUAUUUGGAAUACAUUUCUCGGACCUCACAGCCAGUUACAGAUCGACCACCUCAUUCUUUGCACUCCAUGCCAGCUGACGGUCAGCUCGAUGGCACGUAUCCACCACCCGUCCAUGAUGACAAUGUGUCUAUGGCUUCCUCCGGAGCCACACAAGCUGAACUCAUGACCUUAACCAUUGUGAAAGGUGCCCAGGGAUUUGGCUUCACCGUUGCCGACAGUCCCACGGGACAGCGGGUGAAACAAAUACUUGACGUUCAGGGAUGCCCUGGGCUGUGCGAAGGGGAUCUCAUUGUUGAGAUCAACCAGCAGAAUGUACAGAACCUGAGCCAUACGGAAGUAGUGGACAUACUGAAGGACUGCCCCGUCGGAAGUGAGACUUCCUUGGUCAUCCAUCGAGGAGGUUUCUUCUCUCCAUGGAAAACUCCAAAGCCUACUAUGGACCGGUGGGAGACUCAGGGCAGCCCUCAGACAAGUUUAUCUGCUCCGGCCGUACCGCAGAACCUGCCCUUCCCACCUGCCCUGCACAGGAGCUCCUUCCCAGACUCAACAGAGGCCUUUGACCCACGGAAGCCUGACCCAUAUGAGCUCUAUGAGAAAUCAAGAGCCAUUUAUGAAAGUAGGCAACAAGUACCACCCAGGACCAGUUUUCGAAUGGAUUCCUCUGGCCCGGAUUAUAAGGAACUGGAUGUCCACCUUCGAAGGAUGGAGUCUGGAUUUGGCUUCAGAAUCCUCGGGGGAGAUGAACCAGGACAGCCUAUUUUGAUCGGAGCCGUCAUCGCCAUGGGCUCAGCCGACAGAGAUGGCCGCCUACACCCAGGGGACGAGCUUGUCUACGUGGAUGGGAUCCCGGUGGCUGGCAAGACCCACCGCUAUGUCAUUGACCUCAUGCACCACGCAGCCCGCAAUGGGCAGGUUAACCUCACUGUGAGAAGAAAGGUGCCCUGUGGAGGGGAGCCCUGCCCGGAGAACGGGAGGAGUCCAGGCUCCGUAUCCACCCACCACAGCUCUCCACGCAGUGACUAUGCCACCUACGCCAACAGCAACCACGCCGCCCCCAGCAGCAAUGCCUCGCCGCCUGAAGGCUUUGCCUCGCACAGCCUGCAGACCAGCGAUGUGGUCAUUCACCGUAAGGAGAACGAAGGGUUCGGCUUUGUCAUCAUCAGCUCCCUCAACAGACCUGAGUCCGGAACCACCAUAACCGUGCCCCAUAAAAUCGGACGCAUCAUUGACGGGAGCCCUGCAGAUCGCUGUGCAAAGCUAAAAGUGGGAGACCGGAUCUUAGCAGUCAACGGCCAGUCUAUCGUCAACAUGCCUCACGCCGACAUCGUGAAGCUCGUCAAGGAUGCGGGCCUUAGCGUCACCCUUCGCAUCAUCCCCCAGGAGGAGCUCAACAGUCCAGUAUCUGCACCCAGUUCAGAGAAGCAGAGUCCCAUGGCCCAACAGCACAGCCCUCUGGCCCAGCCGAGCCCAGCCACCCCCAACAGCCCUGUUGCCCAGCCGGCUCCUCCUCAACCUCUUCAGCUGCAAGGACAUGAAAACAGUUACAGGUCAGAAGUGAAAGCGAGGCAAGACGUGAAACCAGACAUCCGGCAACCUCCCUUCACCGACUACAGGCAGCCCCCGCUGGACUACAGGCAGCCCCCACCCUUGGACUACAGGCAGCACUCCCCAGACACCAGGCAGUACCCUCUGUCCGACUACAGACAGCCACAGGAUUUUGAUUAUUUCACUGUGGAUAUGGAGAAAGGAGCCAAAGGAUUUGGAUUCAGCAUCCGUGGAGGAAGAGAAUACAAAAUGGAUCUGUACGUGUUGAGAUUGGCAGAAGACGGACCAGCCAUACGGAACGGCCGGAUGAGGGUAGGAGAUCAGAUCAUUGAGAUCAAUGGGGAAAGCACAAGGGACAUGACGCACGCCAGAGCGAUAGAGCUGAUCAAAUCCGGAGGAAGACGGGCGAGGCUGUUGCUGAAGCGGGGAACCGGACAAGUCCCAGAGUACGGAAUGGUACCUUCCAGCCUCUCCAUGUGCAUGAAAAGUGACAAGCAUGGGUCCCCAUAUUUCUACUUAUUGGGCCACCCUAAAGACACGACGAACCCCACGCCUGGAGCGCUGCCGCUGCCGCCGCCCCAGGCCUGCCGGAAGUAGGCGUCUCCCUCGAAGACAUCCUCUCUCCUUUCUCUCCAUCACAUCCAGCCCCACCCUCCGACCCUUCCCCCCAG